Brassica napus (rape) is the source of this 924-nucleotide messenger RNA. RefSeq lists its product as uncharacterized. NCBI's taxonomy places the organism in Eukaryota, Viridiplantae, Streptophyta, Magnoliopsida, Brassicales, Brassicaceae. The record is from RefSeq and is a predicted model, not a curated record. The transcript has 2 exons. Bases 1 to 924 code for a protein of 307 amino acids. Gene Ontology annotation, molecular function: zinc ion binding; nucleic acid binding.
AUGUCAAAGAUUGCGAAUCUUGAUUUCAGUGCUUUGAAAAGCAAUGGUGACAACUACCUGGAAUGGGCGCUUGAUGCAAAGAUCAUGCUGCGAUCAAAAGAUCUUGGUGACACAAUCACCAAAGACAACAAUUCCAGUGACAAAGAAAAGUAUAGAGCUAUCUACAUGAUACGCCACCAUCUCCAAGAGAACUUGAAAACUCAGUUCUUGGACUACAAAUCAGUAGACGAGUACAACUCAGUCCUGUUCAGAAUUGUGUCCUUGUUAAGGUUAUGUGGUGAAAAAGUAACCGAGGAAGAGAUGCUUAAUAAAACUCUCUCCACGUUUCCUCAAACCAACAUGGUAUUGCAACAGCAGUACAGAGAGAGGAAUUUCGCCACAUAUACUGAGUUGAUAGAAUGUCUCUUGUUGGCUGAAGCUAACAACGAACUGUUAUUGAAAAACAGUGAGAUGAGACCUCCUGGUACAGCUCCAUUACCCGACAUCUCUAAGCUGGCUAUAGAGCCAAAGAAAGAGAGUAACCUUGUCCAACACAAUGACCAUCCCGGUCCAAACCGUGGAAGAAGUCAAGGACGAGGUCGUGGUUCUUUUAAAGCACACGGGCGAGGACGUGGUCGCGGUACCACACCCGGCUUUAGCCGUGGUCGUGGCCGAGGCCGUAGUGUGUCUUUUAAACCACAGAUCAAAGCUGAUCGAUGCCACAGAUGUGGUAUGGGUAAUCAUUGGGCAAAGAAUUGCCGAACUCCUAAGCAUUUGUGUGAGCUUUACAUGGAGAGCUUAAAAAGAAACCCGGAAGCUAACAUGGUUCGAGACCCGGGAUAUGAUGGUGAUGAUGAUGAUGACUUGGAAGACGUCCAGGAUCACCAGCACGAGUCAGACAAAGUUGAUCACAUGGAGUUUGAAACUUCAGACAUACUGAAAUAA